Chrysoperla carnea is the source of this 4650-nucleotide messenger RNA. RefSeq names its product rho-associated protein kinase 2. The record is from RefSeq and is a predicted model, not a curated record. The transcript has 6 exons. NCBI's taxonomy places the organism in Eukaryota, Metazoa, Arthropoda, Insecta, Neuroptera, Chrysopidae. Gene Ontology annotation, cellular component: cytoplasm; cytoskeleton. Gene Ontology annotation, molecular function: Rho-dependent protein serine/threonine kinase activity; ATP binding; small GTPase binding. The coding region runs from base 159 to 4253 and encodes 1364 amino acids. Gene Ontology annotation, biological process: regulation of cell junction assembly; Rho protein signal transduction; actomyosin structure organization.
UUCAAUAAAAAUGCAAUCGUGUAAAUCUUGUCUAAGAGUAAAAGUUGUAUUAGAUGAGUAGGUUGGAAGACAUCUGACCCACCUUAAUGACAAUCGUUUCAAAUAUGAUUUAAAGUGAAAUUUUCUAUAAAUUUAUCUCGCAUUUAAAAUUUACCAUCAUGGAUAAAGUGCGAGAUGAGGAUCGUAAACGUCGCCUCCGUGAGUUGGAGGAACGAAUUUCAGAUCCACGAAGUGUUGCAAAUAUUGAUUCGCUUUUGGAUACAGUACAAGCACUUGUCGCCGAUUGUAACCAUCCUGCUGUAAAACGAAUGAAAAAUGUUGAAGCGUAUGUUAAUCGAUAUGAUACGUUGGCAAGUGAAAUACAAAAUUUACGUAUGAAGACUGAUGAUUUUAAUUUAAUAAAAGUAAUCGGACGUGGAGCAUUUGGAGAAGUUCAAUUAGUACGGCAUAAAUAUACAAAACGUGUUUAUGCUAUGAAGUUACUAAGUAAAUUUGAAAUGAUCAAACGUUCAGACUCGGCAUUUUUUUGGGAGGAACGACAUAUAAUGGCACACGCAAAUUCCCAAUGGAUAGUUCAAUUACAUUUCGCGUUUCAAGAUGAUAAAUAUUUAUAUAUGGUUAUGGAUUAUAUGCCUGGAGGUGAUCUAGUAAAUCUAAUGUCGAAUUAUGAUAUACCCGAAAAAUGGGCUAUGUUUUAUACUAUGGAAGUGGUGUUAGCGUUGGAUGCCAUACAUUCAAUGGGCUUUGUGCAUCGAGAUGUCAAGCCUGAUAACAUGUUAUUAGAUAAACAUGGUCAUUUGAAAUUAGCCGAUUUUGGUACGUGUAUGCGAAUGGAUUCUGAUGGAUUAGUACGAUCUAGUAACGCUGUUGGUACACCUGAUUACAUAUCACCGGAAGUUCUGCAAAGUCAAGGUGGCGAAGGAGUUUAUGGGCGAGAAUGUGAUUGGUGGUCUGUAGGAAUAUUUUUAUAUGAAAUGUUAGUCGGCGAAACACCAUUUUAUGCAGAUAGUUUAGUUGGAACAUAUAGUAAAAUUAUGGAUCAUCGAAAAUCAUUAAACUUUCCUGUUGAAAUAGAAAUAAGUCGCCAUGCAAAAUCGUUAAUUGCUGGUUUUUUAACAGAUCGUACAAAACGUUUAGGUCGAAAUAAUGUCGAUGAAAUUAAACGGCAUGCAUUUUUUGAAAAUGAUACAUGGACAUUUGAAAAUUUACGUGAUUCUGCCCCACCUGUUGUGCCCGAAUUGUCGGGGGACGAUGAUACUAGUAAUUUUGAUGAUAUUGAAAAAGAUGAAGGUCCAGAGGAAAUUUUUUCUACUCCACAAACAUUUGUUGGAAAUCAUUUGCCAUUUGUUGGAUUCACGUAUAAUGGUGACUAUCAAUUGUUAUCAGAUAAUAAAUCGACCGAUUUGGUUGAUACAUCAAACGCAAAUCAUGUAUCUUCAAAUCGAGCCCAAGCUAUUGUACAAUUAGAAACCCAAUUAAAAAAUGAACGAAUGCUGGUGGCAAAUUUAGAGGCAAAAGAACGUCAGCUUUUAGCUCAAAUUGAACAUUUAGCACAUCAUGACGCUGAAAUCACCGAAGAAGCAUCUAAGUCAAUAAAAGAAUUAACUUUAUUAAAACACGAAUUUAAGGAAUUACAGCGUAAAUGUGAUUACGAGAUUGAACAUCGACGAAAAGCAGAGAAUUUAAUAACCGAUUUUAAGAAACGUUUAGAAGAUGAACAGAAUAAACGAACGCGAGAAAUGAAUAAUAAUGCUCAACAUAGUGAUAAAAUUAAUAUGCUAGAAAAACAAGUUGCCGAUUUUCAAGAGAAAUUAAAAUCGGAAACAGAAAGUUUGCAACGAUUGCGUAAACAAGCGACAGAAUUAACUGUUGCGAAAUCGGCAGCUGAGCAAAUUGGUGUUGAAUUGCAAAGUAAAUUAACAACUUUACAAAUUCAGCGGGAUUCGUUACAGCAGGAGGUAGCUGGAUUACAGGGACAAUUAUCGCAGGAACGAAGUUCACGAACUCAAGCAUCUGAUAAACAAUUAGAAUUAGAAAGUAAAUUACAGGCGGAACAUUGCGAAUUAGAAAGAAGUAAACAACGUGAAGAAAAAUUAAUAUCAGAUAAUCGACAAAUCGGUGAACGGGUAUCAAACUUAGAAAAAGAAUGUGCCUCAUUAACGCUCGCAUUAAAAGCUGCACAUAAUCGUUUAGAACAAGAAAUGCGUGCGCAUCAAGAAACCGAACGUUCGCGAUUGGUAAGUAAAGAAGAAGCGAACUUAGAAGUUGUAAAAGCAUUACAAGCCAAAUUAAAUGAAGAGAAAAGUGUUCGACAAAAAUCUGAUAUGAAAUCGCAAGAAACCGAACGACAAUUAUCCAUGCUCUCCGUUGAUUACCGCCAACUUCAACAACAGCUACAAAAACGGGACGGAGAACAUCGUCAAGAACAGGAAAAAGUAAAAGCAUUACAAAGUCAGUUGGAGCAAGAAUUUCAAAAGAAACAAAUUUUACAAUCUGAGUUGGGAAUCCAAACCUCUGAAGUGGCACAUUUAAAGGCUCGUGAAACACAACUAACCAAAGAAGUUGAUAACCUCCGCGAAAACAAGCAACACACCGAAGAAGAAUUGCAUCGAAUAAAACGUGAAUGGUCCGUUGAUAAAUUACAAAUGAAAGAAUUGCAAGAUCAACUUGAAGCUGAGCAAUACUUCUCUACGCUUUACAAAACCCAAGCUCAAGAAUUGCGUGAAGAUUUAGAAGAACGGACGCGUACUACGCAAGAACUUGAAAAAGAACGUAGCUCACACAUCCAUCAAUUACAAAUCGCUUUAGCUCGUGCUGAUUCUGAGGCAUUGGCUCGAUCAAUUGCCGAAGAAACAGUUGCCGAUUUAGAAAAAGAGAAAACUAUGAAAGAAUUAGAAUUUAAGGAUUUGUUUACAAAACACCGUGCAGAACUCGCAUCGCGUGAUACGAAUAUAAGUAAUUUACGUGAGCGUGAAAUGGAGUAUAAGAAAACAAUUGAUCAGCUGGUUAAGGAGAAAGAUGAUUUAGCUCGACAAGUUAAAUCUCAGCAAGAUGACUUGAACAAAAUCACAAACAACGCGGAAGAAGUAGAACGAUUAACUUCGAAAUUGAAAACGGAAUCCUUGCUAAAACAACAAGCCGUAAACAAAUUAGCUGAAAUUAUGAACCGUAAAGACAUUAACACGACUGGUAAAGUGAAAAAUAAGGCAGCUGAUUUACGACGUAAAGAAAAAGAUUAUCGUAAAUUGCAACAAGAACUCACUCAAGAAAAAGAGAAAUAUAGCCAGUUAACCGUAAAAUGGCAACGGGAGCUACAAGAUUUACAAGCGCAAUUAGGUGAAGAGACCCAACAGAAAUUACGUUUACAGAUGGAAGUCGACAGUAAAGAUUCAGAAAUUGAACAGUUACAAAUGAAGUUAGCAUCAAUGAAUAGUGAAACAGCAUCACUUAGUUCAGCGGAUAAUGAUGCAGACGAAUAUAAUAAUCAGCAGGAAUCGUUUUUGGAAGGAUGGUUGUCUGUUCCAAAUAAACAAAAUAUCCGGCGUCAUGGAUGGAAGAAACAAUAUGUGGUUGUUUCAUCGAAGAAAAUUAUUUUUUAUAAUUCGGAAAGUGAUAAACAAAAUACUGAUCCCGUACUUAUAUUGGAUUUAAAUAAAGUGUUUCAUGUACGCUCAGUGACCCAAGGGGAUGUAAUACGUGCUGAUGCAAAAGAAAUACCUAGAAUAUUCCAGUUAUUAUAUGCGGGUGAAGGAGAAGCUAGGCGACCUCGUGACGGUGAUUCAUUACCUGAUGUGACAGCAACGCGUGAUGAUAAACCUGGUACUGUACCCCACAAAGGUCAUGAAUUAUUACAGAUCUCAUAUCAUAUGCCAACAACGUGCGAAGUAUGUCCGAAACCAUUAUGGCAUAUGUUCCGGCCACCAGCUGCAUUAGAAUGUCGAAGAUGUCGAAUAAAAGUUCAUAAAGAACAUUUAGAGCGUAAAGAAGAUUCAAUAGCUCCAUGUAAAUUACAUUACGAUCCAAAUUCUGCUAAAGAGUUACUUAUACUGGCACCAAGCAGUGAUGAACAAAAACAUUGGGUCGGUAGACUUAGUAGAAAAAUACAAAAAUGUGGUUAUAAAGCCAAUAGUACCAUUGAUAGUGCCAAAAUAUCUCCUAGGGAAUCAACACGUUCAACUUUAAAACCAUAUUUAAAUACACAACAACGAUCUGCCACAUUACCAGCAAAUAGUUCAUCAUUAAGUACCAAAUGACAUCAAUGGUGACAUCGAUUAUUUAAAAUUUAUCCAAAAUCAUCUACUACAUAUCCAUUUAAAAGUGUUUUAGAAGAAGAAAAACUUACAAGCAAACAGACAAUCAUCACGAAAUCACCAUCAAACAAAUGGUUUUAAAAAUGUAAUAGUUACGGAACCCUAAUACAAAGGUGAUGUAAGAUUAUAUAUACAGGUUAUUCAAAAUUUUCUUUUAUAUAGAGUACUUUCCUUUUUCUAUCUUGCCUGUUCAAUUUGCUGGGACUAGAAACGUAAUUGAAUAAAAAGGGUAAAUUCCUUACACCAUAAAGGCUAAUCAAAUCGGAAACUAAUUCGUUUUAAAGUUGCGAAAUGUGGUAAUUAUUAAAUACAGUACUUUUUGUUUUUAGAAACGUAUAUA